Pelobates cultripes (western spadefoot toad) is the source of this 514-nucleotide messenger RNA. The record is from the annotation of a GenBank genome assembly. Lineage: Eukaryota; Metazoa; Chordata; Amphibia; Anura; Pelobatidae.
AUGGGUCGUACAAAGAGAGGGGACCUCCCCCAGACCCCCAAACCUUCGGUCUCGGGAUCGCAAACGGGGCCGAUGGAUGAGUUCCUCCACGCGCCAUGCGGCCCGGACCCCAGCUCCCCGACAUCCAAAAUGGCGCCGACCUCGCCAGCAUCUACAUGCUCCACUGCCGACACAACUACACUGGCAGACAUAGGAGCAGAACUGAAACGCAUGGCAAAGAAGAUGGUCACAAAAGAUGACCUCACCCACCUGACUAACAACAUAUAUGAAGCAAUUAAAUCUGAAGUGAACGGCCUGAAGGCCGAAAUUAAAGCACAAGAACACCGCAUACAGCAGGUGGAAAAAAGGGCACAGACCACUGAAGACCACUCUACAGCCACAGACACGGCCCUCAAACGCCAGGGCACCCUCAUACUGGCCAUGAGGCGACAGCUAGAAGACCAGGACAACCGCAGUCGUCGCAACAAUAUCAGGGUAAGGGGGAUACCUGAAUCUCCAGAGGGGGAAAAUAUAG